AUGGCCAGCCCGCUCGACGUGAAGCGCCUGCACGGCCUGUACCAGGUCAUCGGCCAUGUCGGCAGCGUCGAGCUCGACCACCCGCUCGUCUGCCUCGCCCAGGUCGAGCGUCGCCCGUCCUCGUCUCGCUCUGGUUCUCCCGACCCGCUCCACCUCGGCGACAUCGAGUGGGUCGUAGCCCUCGGCACCCAGAAGACCUCAACCGCCGCACCGGCGACCAAGCGCCGCAAGAAGCAGGGCACUGUCGACGUCUGGUGGGAGGCUCGCCUGUGUGGUCGCGAGGUCGACGACCUCUUCCAGCAGGUCCCAAGCGCCGCCGUCAAGCCCGAGGUCAUGCCGGCGAGGGUGCGAGAGUGCUGGAGCGCAGGAGGACUCGCCGUGAGCGGCUACAUCGAGGGCGAGGAGCCUCGCGGGGGCAUCGAGCUCGUCAUGCAGAUCACGCCGACCCUGCCCCUCACUCUCGUCCUCACGCCGUGCGACGACCCGCCUUUCUCGAUGACCGACAUCCUCAGCCACAUGAUCAACCCGUUCCUGUCGGCCACUCAGCACCGAGUCGACGCCGCCAACUCGCUCAAGCAGCUCGAGCGCCUCAACGCCGAGCACGACAAGGUCUGCAAGCUGCUCGAGAUUGAGCGCGACGCCAGCAAGCGGCAGCGGCGCGUGCCCGGGACGCAGCUGCGCCACUUUUCGGGCGACUCGGCGAGCGGUCCAAGCGGCGGCGCGCCGUUCGGGCGCAGGAGGAGCAGCCAGGAGCAGAGCCAGGGGGCGAGCCAGGGGUCGGUGCUCGGCGGUGGGACGCCGCAGAGCCCGACCGAGGAGCGCGACCUGUCGCUCAGCCCGAGCAAGGUCAUCCCGGGAGUGACACACCGAGGCGUCCUCAAGCCCGGCGACCCGGGCUACGCCGGUAGCUCGCGCCGGAUCGGCCGCGUCGUCGAGGACACGCCCUGGGACGAGGAACCGCCGACCGACUCGGACUAG
Rhodotorula graminis WP1 is the source of this 978-nucleotide messenger RNA. RefSeq lists its product as uncharacterized. The record is from RefSeq and is a predicted model, not a curated record. The coding region runs from base 1 to 978 and encodes 325 amino acids. NCBI's taxonomy places the organism in Eukaryota, Fungi, Basidiomycota, Microbotryomycetes, Sporidiobolales, Sporidiobolaceae. The transcript is spliced from 5 exons.